Messenger RNA from Lampris incognitus (smalleye Pacific opah), 5883 nucleotides. RefSeq lists its product as uncharacterized. NCBI's taxonomy places the organism in Eukaryota, Metazoa, Chordata, Actinopteri, Lampriformes, Lampridae. Gene Ontology annotation, molecular function: guanyl-nucleotide exchange factor activity. The coding region runs from base 233 to 5509 and encodes 1758 amino acids. The record is from RefSeq and is a predicted model, not a curated record. The transcript is spliced from 23 exons.
CAGCCUGCAGUUCAGUCUGCUCAGGCUGCCCUGCAGGAGAGCUGGAAGACGGGAGAGAAACGCCGGCACGUCAUCAGACGUGACCGUAGCAGAGAGAUGACUCGCGGCUCGGCGUCCACCCUGGAUUUACUAUCCGAUCCGUUGGAGUUGAUGUGACGUAUUUAUUGAUCAAAGUUGGGGGACUUUUCCUCCCUCCCCCCCCCCUCCCCCUUCCUUUCCCACCGGCACCUGAAUGCUGUCAAUGGGCAAAAUGCACUCCAGAGCCAAGUCCCGGAGUUGUGACAACUACUUGAGUAUUAAGGACUCCGAGUCUCUGGAUAACUGUAUCCAAAGUACCCUGUCGGCUCUGUACCCCCCCUUCAGCGCCACUGCCGCCACCGUCCUGUGGCAGCUCUUCAGCGUGGUGGAGAGACAGUACCGUGGAGACGGCCUGCGCUGCUUCAUUGACUUCCUGCUUCCUGCCAAGAGGAUCCUUCAGAUCAUCCAGCGAGAAACUUGUUUGAGGUUCCGAGGUCUGCUCUUCUACCAUGAAGGUUGGCCCCUGUGUAUCCACGAGAAGGUGGUCCUGCAGUUGGCUCCUCUGCACAAGGUCCGACUAAAACAAGGCGACUUCUACCUGCAGAUAGUUCCCCUGGGCCGCAAGACCACCAAGCUCGUGAUAAAAUGCCUGUCAGCCAGCGGGCAGGCCAUCGCAGAAAUCCCCAUCGUGGAGAGCAUGUACGGCAGCGUCUUCACCGCUGAGUUCCUGCAGAAUGUGACGCGCGACCGAAACCUGCACCCUUUACAGAACUGUCUGCUCACCACCGGCACGGCUGUGUACAGGACGCCGUGGAAGAACGUGGUCAACCCGUUGUUUGUCACCAGCACCGCGGACGCCAUCAUGCAGGCACACCGUGGCGGAGGCGGCUUCAGGGGCCACAUAAGCGCUUGCAGCACCAGCGGAUCCACGGGGACCCUGGACAGCCACCGCAGCUCCAGAGAGUCCUUGCAUUCUCAGGGUGCGGACUCCAUCUUCUCUGAGCCCGCCAACCUGCACAGACCCCUCGCAGACCUCAGCAGCACUAGUGCCGCCCCACAGGACUUGGGCCUCUGCCCGACAGAGGGGCGCAUCCUCACAGGAGCCAGCACUCCUACACCCAGCACUAAUUCGGAGGGACCCGUUGAAGAGAGUGGGACGGGACGAGGGGGAGAUGAGGAGGGGGGUUGGAGAGAGAGAGGGGUAGGGUCAAAGACAUUUUCCUUUACUACAGAUCUGAGUAACCCAGGCCCUCGCCGACGCCUCCCCAGGGACUCGGUGGCCUUUGAGAGCCGGAGACUCUUCCGGAAAUCUUACAUGGAGGCCCUGCAAAACCCCAUGAACCUGGGCUCAAGCUCGGAGUCCAUCCUUGAGGAGGGACCGGAGCAUGGCACAGGAAUUACCCCGAAGGACAGCGCUGUGACACCGGGCAGCAGCCCGGACACUCGUACCCCCGCCAGAGAACUCCCUUCCCGCAGGUUGGGCGCCAGGGGCUGGCUUAGCGGAGACGACUCAAGGCCAAACACGCCUUUGCUUUAUCUGCAGAGGGGGCUGCGGAGUGCUGAGAGGCGGUCGGAUAGGCGUUCCAAGUCGCUGGAGAGGAAUAACAAGGCCAGCCAGGUCAAAGGUCAUCGGGAGCGCUCGUCCUCGGGAGGGUCGGCCAGCAUCUCCCCAAGAAAGCUGAUGAAUGGCUAUGCCCUCCGCUUCGGGAAACUGGACCUGGAGGCGGCUUUUCCUGGUUCUGAGAGGAGGAGCAGCAAAGAGGAGUCCAGACAGCUUGAUGUCAGCAUCGGUGGCGAGAGGCAGGAUGUCCACGCCAGAGAGGAAUGUCACUCUCCCAAAGCAGCCAAUGGGACCGCUAUCCAGCCGGCCUCGGCAGCAAGCCCGCCCUCGCACUAUGACUUGAACCUUCCCAAACUGGUGGCAGAUGUCAACCAGACACUGCUGGCAUCUGGUGCCAUCGUUUUACCCGGAAACAGAGAUCGCAGUGGGAGGGCCGUGCUGCAGGUGUACAGCAGGAGUCGGGUGUGGGCAGGUGACGGCUACACGGCCAGAGACCUCACCUGCCUGCUGGGCUACUACUAUUCCACACUGCGGAGGGAGAGGCGUGAACAAGGCCUGACAGUGCUGAUAGACAGCAGGAGGCAGCAGCCGCCUCCAGCCCUGCUCUCGUCUCUGUCUGAGCUCCAGACGUUUGUACCAAAUGCACUUUACUCGGUUCUGCUCCUGGUGGACAAGGAAGGACCUGCCAAGCCCGAGAGGGACGUCAGCGUGCAGACCGAGCUGCUGACAUCUCUGAAGGCUUUGUUGAAGCACAUAGACGGCACGCAGCUCACACGAGACCUGGAGGGCGCCUUCCACUACGACCACGCCCUGUGGAUCCACUUCAGACAGAAAAUUGAACCGUUUGCCAGCAGCUGUAGCACAGCCAUCUCAUACCUUCGGGAGUCUAUCAGCACACUAAACAGCACCGGCAACCUGAAGACUUUCAAGGAGGUAUCUGAAGUGCUGGAGCAGCAGCGGUGUCUCAUGAAGUGUGUUCUAGAAGACGCCCGUCUGAACAGGCUGCGUCUAGAAGGCGGCACGGUGCUGGCCCGCAUCCGGAAGGAGGAAGCCUGUGAGAACGAGAACUUCAGGGAUGCUAUUGAGAUGGUGAAUGCGCUGUACAACCAAGUAGACGAGGAGGUCCAUAAGCUGGUGAUCCUGUCCAAUAAGUCCCAGAAACAGCUAGAGGGCUUGCUGGAAGUGCGUAAAUUUGAGGAGCAAACCCAGCAGAUUAAGCUAUGGUUCAGCGUGGAGGGAGAGAAGCAGCUUGUACCUCUGGACUCGAUGACUCUCUCUACAGCCACAAUAAAGGAUAUGAGGCAGAGCUUGGACCAGUUUCUGGAGGAGUCUGUGCACCAACAGAGGCUUGGCCUGCAGCUGGUGAAAGAGUCUCCAGAGUCGCUCCCCGGUUCUGUCCUUCUAGACUUUAAGCAGCAUCUGGGCUCCAUCUUGAGCAGGGUGGAGCAGAGGAGGGCCCAGCUGGAUGUCCUAACCAACCUAUAUGAGUUUUAUGACACGGCCAACCAGUGGAUGGAGCACUGCCAGGAUUAUUUCUGCCAGUUCAGCCUCGAAAGUGGUGGUGUCAGCCUGUCGCCUGCCAUAGUCCCGGUCCUCCAGGAUUAUCACACAGAGGCCUCCAAGUUCUCCAUGGACAACUUCAGUGCCCUCAAUGAGAUGGUGCUUUCCCUGGACAGUUCGCAGCAGCUACAGCAGUGGAACGCACUCUGGCACAAAUGUCAGCAGACAAAGCACCAGUUGGAAGAGGCCUUGGCCAAGGCUGUGGCCUCAGCCUCUGACUCCAAAACUGUUGAUGCAGAGGUUUCUUUAGAGGCCACAGAGAGGAAGAGCGCUACCAUGGAACAGCAGGACGAUAACAGGGGUCUUAAUCUGCCCGAACUGCCCUCGUACACCAACAGGGCAGUCGCGCCACUGGAUUAUGAGGACACCAAACCUGACUCCGCCGGGCCCUACUCCAAGAGCCCGUCCAGUUCCAUCUCCUCCUCCUCCCACUUCACUUUCCCACCUGACAUCGACGUCAAACUGAGGAAGAGCCCGUCCCUCUUCGAGGACACGGACAGCGACUGCACCGUCGACUCGUCCAUCUCCUGCCACUCUGAGCCCGUCUACUCCGGUGCCACAAGACACCGCAAGCAGCCGCUGAAGAAGAUCAUGAAGAAGACCAUGAGCUACGAGCUGACGCCGAGGGACAGUGGCCACUCGGAUACUGGUCGUCUCCGUGGAUACACGGGCGUGUACAUCAAGGGCCUGGAGGUGGCCAACAACGUUUCCGUGGAGAAGAAGCUGCAGAGGCCAGAUGUGAUGAACCCGGUGUUGGGCCGAAGUCGGAGCGUUUCUUCCCCUUCCAGGAAUCAUGGCAGAUACACCGAAGGAGAUGGCAAGAAACAGAGCAGGAAAGUACAGCACAUCAUGGACGAGAUGAUCACCACCGAGAGGGAGUACGUGCGCUCGCUCGGCUACAUCGUGGAGCACUACUUCCCCGAGAUGGAGCGCCUGGACCUGCCCCAGGACCUGCGGGGGAAGCGCGGCAUUAUAUUCGGCAACGUGGAGAAGCUGUGCGACUUCCACGGCCAGUACUUCCUGAAAGAGCUGGAGUCGUGUGCGCACUCCCCGCUGUCCAUCAGCAGCUGCUUUCUCAGACACGAGGAUCAGUUUGGAAUGUAUGCUCUGUAUAGCAAGAAUAAGCCCCAGUCCGACGCUCUGCUCUCCAGCCACGGGAACGAAUUCUUUAAGAACAAGCAAUUGGAGCUGGGGGACAAGAUGGACCUGGCGUCCUACUUGCUGAAGCCCAUACAGAGGAUGAGCAAGUACGCUCUCCUGCUGAAGGACCUGAUCAAGGAGUGCAGCCAGUCCCAGGAGCAGGAGCUCAGCGACCUCCGCACCGCCGAGGAAAUGGUCAAGUUCCAGCUUCGCCAUGGCAACGACCUCCUGGCGAUGGAUGCCAUUCGGGGCUGUGAUGUGAACCUUAAAGAGCAGGGUCAGCUCCGCUGCCAGGACGAGUUCAUCGUCUGGUGUGGGCGGAAGAAAUACCUGCGCCACGUCUUCUUAUUUGAAGAUCUCAUCCUCUUCAGCAAGACCAAGAAGAUAGACGGUGGAUAUGACAUUUACAUCUACAAACAGUCCUUUAAGACGGCAGAGAUCGGUAUGACUGAGAAUGUCGGCGACAGCGGCCUUCGGUUUGAGAUCUGGUUUCGCCGGAGGAAGUCCCAGGACACAUUCAUACUGCAAGCUAGCACUGCAGAGGUCAAGGCUGUCUGGACGGCCAUCAUCGGCAAAAUCCUUUGGAGGCAAGCACUCAGAAACAGGGAGCUGCGUAUGCAGGAGAUGGUUUCCAUGGGGAUUGGAAGCAAGCCCUUCAUGGACAUCAAACCCAGCGAUGCAGCCAUCAGUGACAGAGCCAUUGACUACAUCAUGAAGGGGACAGAAUCUCGGACCCGGGCCUCCAUCGCCGUGUCCUCAUUCGACCACUCCGCCUCGUUCAAGAGACCCCACUCCACCAUCUCCAACAGCAGCACCUCCUCCUCCAGUAGCCAGUCCUCCUCCUCCCUCCUGGGCUCCCUCAACCUCCACCUGUACUCCUCGCCCUCCCACCCCCACCCGAUGGGCAGCAUACCGUCAUUCAACCAGUGGCCCUACGACUGCAUCGAGGAGGACGAGCUGGAGCAGGACGCCGGGAGCCAGCCCUCCAUGAUAACUGAGAGUUCAGAGACAUCCUCCCAGUGCACCUCCAGUGACAGCGUGACAGGGAUGAAUACCCUCACCAUCCACCCCAGCUUAGUCCUCGACUCUUACAACAACAACAACAACGACAACUCCUCCUCCUCCUUCCUGUGCGCCUCCACGCCGCCCUCCUCCAGGGCCCCUUCCUCCAUCUUCCAGAAAGAGCAGGACCUCCAAUCCCAGGGCACUAAGUUCAUCACAGCACUCUAAGGUCCCCGAAGCGACCACGUGUGGACGAGCGGCCGGGCGCUGCAGCGAGGGUUCAAGGCCUGCAGACGCGGCCGCACACCGGAGCACCAAAGACUCUGGCCGCCCUUUAAAGCGCCUGUGGUGUGGCGAUAGCUAGGUGGCGCUAACGGUACGUGUCGGUCUGUGCACCUGAUGUGAUCCACUAGGUCAGCAUCCGUGUUCAUACUGCAGAUGAGCGGGACGUUUUGUACUUUGCAAGAGGACAGUUGUGGAAGACGACCCGCCAGACGUCACGCUGACACAGCACUGUUGUACCGUCUCUCGGCUGUCGUCGCUCCGAGUCCUGUUUGUAUUGCCAAGUUUGUACAUUAAAACUGACUGUUGAAACUGUUGAA